Venturia canescens is the source of this 3802-nucleotide messenger RNA. RefSeq names its product zinc finger protein 41-like. Gene Ontology annotation, biological process: regulation of DNA-templated transcription. The coding region runs from base 67 to 3189 and encodes 1040 amino acids. Lineage: Eukaryota; Metazoa; Arthropoda; Insecta; Hymenoptera; Ichneumonidae. Gene Ontology annotation, molecular function: RNA polymerase II cis-regulatory region sequence-specific DNA binding; zinc ion binding; DNA-binding transcription factor activity, RNA polymerase II-specific. The record is from RefSeq and is a predicted model, not a curated record. Gene Ontology annotation, cellular component: nucleus. The transcript is spliced from 14 exons.
UUAGUCUGUUUCUCAAGUGCUCCGUCAGAACGCACCGUGCCAUUUUUAUCCGAAAAGAAAAAAAAAAUGGUGGAAGUAUCGCUCUAUGACUCCGCUAUCUGUCGAUUAUGUGCAGAAAACAAUGGAAAUGGAGAAUUAUUAUACACCGUUGACGGUGACGAGAUUGAUUUGAGUUCGAUGGUUAAUCGCUACUUGCCAAUAAAGAUACGUGAUGAUGGAAAAUUGCCAAGGACCAUUUGUCCCGGCUGUAAUAUUCAGUUGGAAGCUACAGUGCAGUUUUUUGAAUUACUCGUUGAGGGCCAACGUAAGAUACGAGAGAUGUGGAAGGAACAGGUAGAAUGUCAACGCAGAAGUGAACGUGAACGUUUAAAGAAUGAGCGUGAAAAUUUAGAUAACCAUGUUGAAUCAUCAGAACUGGAAAAUUUAUACAAUGAGAAUGGUGAUGAGGAAUUUGCCCAACAAAUCAUCAUCAAGAUUCUCCCAGAUGGUUCGAUGUAUGCAGCAGAGCAUGACAUGAGUUUACAGAUGGAAGGACUCAAUAAGCCAAGAAGAAAACGAGGCCGGCCUCCUAAAAACACUUCUGAACUUGAAGACAAAGAUCUUGCGGAAGACAUUGUGGAUGGAGUUAGCCAAGAAGAUGAGGAAAAGAUUGAGGAUGACCUUGACGAUACUGAUGGGGAUGGUAGGCGGCGACGGAAACGAAAAGUUCCUAAGAGGUUUUCAGAAGCAGUACAAGGUAAAGAACUGGAAAGAAUAUUCAAAGAGGAAGGAGUUAUUGACGACGACGACGAUGGUGCGGAUAAUGUCAUCGAUGACCCUGAAGAAAGAGUCAAAGUGCCAUCACCGGAUGGCCAAGAAGAAAUAAUUGGUCACUUGGAGACUGAAGAGGGCAAAGAUUUGGGUGAGCUGGUUAUUGUAAAUCGCUCUCGUGGCCGUGGACGACCAAAGCUGAGGAGACGUAAAAAUAAGUUCACUUGCAAAUUGUGCGGUCGAGGUUUUCUCCAGAGGAGCCGAUACAUAAUGCACAAGAGUUUUCAUAAAGGGAUAAAGUUUCAAUGCUCCGAAUGUAAGAAACAAUUUACGAACCGAGAAAAUUGUGCUCUUCAUCAAAAAACAACUGGCCACAGUGGUGAGGGUAUAAUCGACGGGAUUGAAAUUGAUGAACCGCAUCUUAAUGAAUCGGUAUCCGACACGAAAAAUUUUGAACAAACGAGUUGCGACAUAUCGCACUUGAAAAAAUUGACCUCGCCAAUACUGAAAAGUGAAUCUUCAAGUAUGGAAAAAUCAAGGCCAGAAAAACUUGAAAAAAGUACAGACAAUAGAAGAGAAAAUAGCAAAGAGAGUCUUGAAACUGAAAACAAGGAAAUGAUAAAACGAUCGAGCUCAGUAGAACCUGAAAAUUCACUCAACAAGGCCAAAUCUUCUGAAUCCGAGUCACCAAAAAAAUCCUCUACCUCUAAAGAACGUUUUGUCACUAGUGGCAAAAUCGUUCCGGGAAAAGAUGGCAAACCUUUUGCUUGUUCGGUUUGCAAUAAGACAUUUAUUCAGCAAGCGAGUUUGAAAGAACAUCAAUUGACUCACGAGACGAACAAAGCAGACAAGGGUUAUCCUUGUGACGUUUGCGGCAAAGUAUUGAAUCAUCCGAGCUCAGUAAUUUACCACAAAGAAGCGGAGCACAACGGACGACGUUUCGUUUGCAACAAAUGUGGCAAAAGUUUCAAGCAUAAACAACUUUUGCAACGUCAUCAGUUGGUGCACUCGGACGAUCGUCCGUAUUUGUGUGGCUCGUGUAACGCAAGCUUCAAAACCAAAGCCAAUCUAAUUAAUCAUCAAUUUACUCACACGGGAGAGAAAAAGUAUUCCUGCGAAUUGUGCGGACAACAAUUUGCCCACAAGACCAGUCUCACGUUGCAUUACAGAUGGCACACAGGUCACAAACCCUAUUCCUGCCAAGUGUGCAACAAGAGUUUUUCCCAAAAUGGAAAUUUACAAGAGCACAUGAGAAUUCACACAGGCGAAAAACCAUACUGCUGCGAUCAUUGCGGACGCAAAUUCACAACUUCUUCGCAAUUUAAGCUUCACGUGAAACGUCACACUGGCGAACGACCCUGGAAAUGUGAAUUUUGCGCCAAAACAUUUUUGCACAAAGACACGUGGAAAUGUCACGUUCGCAGACACAAGGGCGAAAGACCUUUUCAAUGCGCUCACUGUAAUCGUGGAUUUACAGAACAAUGGGCUCUGAAAAAACAUCUGCGACUCCAUACAGGCGAAAAACCUUAUUCUUGUGAGAUUUGUGGCAAAGCAUUCGCGGAUUGUUCGAACCUGACGAAACAUCGAAAGGUACACCGAGACAACAAAAUCGUGGCCAUCAACGAAAUGUCAAAGGCAUCAAAUGACAGCGAGUUAUGGCAAAUCUUGCCAGCUGGAAACGAUAGUGAUGAAAUGGGGGACCAUAUGACACAAGUUAUUGGCCCGGAGGAAACGUCCGAAGACGGGAUUCCUCAAAUCAUCUAUGUGUCUUACCAAGACCCGGAUGAUCCUAAUCAAUCUCGAACUUUACAUUUCGUCGACGUGGGAGUGAUGGACGAAAAAGAGGGUAUUUCAACGAGCGUAGAAGACAGACAAUCUCUGCCAACACUGGACGUUUCCGAGCCAGUACAGAUGAUAAGUAAACGAAAUGCUCAAGAGGAAGAACAGGAAGAUCCAGCGGAACAAAUCGAAAUGGAACUUGCCGAACAAAACCUCCAACUCCAGAUCACUGAUGAAGAAGGCAAUCCUAUUCCUCUUUCAGUACAGGAUGCUAGACAAUUACUUGCAGGUGGAAGAUUUGUCAGCGAAUUGGCAGAUGGGCAAGCGAUCAGAGUUUCUGAUGAAUUAGCUCAACAAUUGAACGUUCAAGUUCAACAAGACGUUGAUGAAAUGGAAGAACCAGUUACGACAGUUUCGACCGCAUCAAACCUCGGCUCGACAACUGUCAGCGACGCUGCAGCGAUUGUGAAGGCUUUGGAGGAUGAAGACACGGAUGCAACGGUUGUAGCGGCAGUGAACCAAAUGGCGGGUGAGCCCGAGAUCGACGACGGUGCUCAAACGAUUGAAUUUACAACCCAGGACGGUCAAAAAGUUCGUCUCGUAACGUCGUAUCACGUCGACCCCAUGCAGCUGACGUCAGAGUAUUUGACAAUAGUUUAAGAUGACUAUAAAACCAUGAUGAAUCCUGAAGAGAUUUGUCCACAAAGAAGGGGAAUGCUCGAUCAGAAUUAAUCAAUAGAGACUGGAAUUGACUGAGAAAUUCAUCGAAACUCUAAAUCGUGGUUGUUUCCCUUCUAUGAACGACUAUUAUUAUUAUUAUUUUUUUUUUUAUUAUACAAUCCUCAUCUAUACGUAGGUGCAUAUAGUAAAUGAUAGCAAAGAAUAAUUAUACUCUCAUUGUAGCGCGCUAGUUAAGCGUCUUGGUAGUAACAAUAUAUUUUUAUUCUCUGCAUUAUGAGAACCGCUGCAGUGGAAUGAAGAACGAAAAUUUCCAAGUGUUGAUCACAGAGCUGCGAUAUAUCUACUAAUUGGACUUACCGUGUUUGAAGUAUAAAUUUAAAAGUGAUUAUAAAAGCAACGAAGCACGGGGCGAACGACUUGAAAAUCGACCGCCACUUCUGUACAUAUUUAGUAAAUACAAAUUUUUCUUUUCUUUUUGUAAAUAUUAUAUAUUUUAUUUACUUUCGAAGAUCAACCGAAUCAUUUGUAAAUGUCGAGUUGAAUGAGGUGGGGAAAAAAAAAAACAAUAAAAUCGCUCACACAUUUUCAUCAA